ACCAGCCGGGAGGCGAGGUGCACGAGAUGAAAGCGAGAUCCACGCCCAGGUCCACGCGGGAUGUCGUCGUCGGGAUGACAGACCGGAUGAAGGGGAGAGGAAGACGGGACGAAAAAGGGACGAGGACAGCCGGGGAAACGUUCUCCGGCGACAUGUCCUCCGGGUCCAGGUCCGUGAGAUGCGGCCGCCGUCGUUCGCCGAUGCUGUCGGCGUUCACGAUGGCUGUCUGCUGUUGCUGCUGGCUGCUGAUGCUGAUGAUCGUCGAGUGCACCGGCCAGAAGCCGAUCAACCUCGGCGGCAACAGGAAGCGCGACGUCUACAUCGCCGGCUUCUUCCCGUACGGCAAUCACGUGCCGGAGGGCCACAUCGGCCGUGGCGUCAUGCCCGCGGUGAAGCUCGCGGUCGAGCACAUCAACGAGCACCCGACGAUACUCAGGGACUAUCGGCUGCACAUGUGGUGGAACGACACGGAGUGUAGUGCCGCCGUCGGGAUGAAGGCGUUCUUCGACAUGAUGCACAACGGGCCGCACAAGGUGAUACUCUUCGGCGGUGCUUGCACCCAAGUCACGGAUCCGAUAGCGAAAGCCUCGAAACACUGGCGCCUUACGCAGCUCAGCUACGCGGACACCCAUCCUAUGUUCACAACCAAUAGCUUCCCGAAUUUCUUUAGGGUCGUGCCGUCGGAAAACGCCCUCAACGCGCCGCGAGUGGCGUUGCUUCUGCAUUUCAACUGGACCCGGGUCGGCACGAUUUACCAGAACGAGCCCAGAUACGCACUGGUGCACAAUCGGUUAGUGGCCGAUCUGGACGAGAGCAAAAUGGAGCUCGUGGAGACGCAGAGCUUUGCCAACGAGGUGACAACGGCGCUCGAAAAGCUCAAGGAGAGGGACGUGAGGAUCCUCCUGGGAAAUUUCAACGAAGCAUGGGCUAGGCGGAUAUUCUGCGAGGCUUAUCGGUUUGGCUUGUACGGCAGAAAGUAUCAGUGGGUCAUCAUCGGGACUUACACCAGGGAGUGGUGGCUGCGCCCGGGCGGCGGAUGCGCCCCCUCCGAGCUGUCCGAGGCCCUUCACGGUGUCAUCCUGACGGAUCUGCUGCCGCUUACGACCGAGGAGCAGCACACCACCUCCGGAAUCACCCCGGACCAGUACAGGGAGGAGUACGACUCGAGACGGGGCGCCGAGUACUCGAGGUUCCACGGGUACACGUACGACGGUAUCUGGACGGUCGCGCUGGCUGUGAAACACGUCGCGCGCAGGAUACGACACUUCCAUCGUAACCAGACCAUAUCCGACUUUCGGUACAGGGACGUAUUGUGGGAGAAGCUCUUCCUCGAUGCCCUCAGGAAUACAAGCUUCGACGGUGUCACGGGGCCGGUCCGCUUUUACGACAACGAGAGGAAAGCGUUCAUUCUUCUGAAACAAUUCUUGGACGGCCGCGAGGUAAACGUAGGCGAGUACGACAGCAUAACCGGCAUUCUAGAUCUGACCAGGCAGGAGGUCCCGCUGUGGAACGGCAAGUCGCCGCCGAAGGACAGGACGGUCCGCAUCAUCGAGCACUCUACCGUGGACAUCACGGUGUACGCGGCGCUAGCCUCGUUCGCUAGCGUCGGUAUCGUCAUGGCGUCCAUCUUUCUGGCCAUCAAUAUUAGAUAUAGAAAUCAAAGAUACAUCAAAAUGUCAUCGCCCCACCUAAACAACCUCAUCAUCAUCGGUUGUAUGCUGACCUACAGCAGCGUUAUCUUCCUUGGACUGGACUCGCAAUUAUCGAGCGUAGCGGCGUUCCCAUAUAUCUGCACGGCCCGAGCGUGGCUGCUGAUGGCCGGUUUCUCGUUGGCCUUCGGCUCCAUGUUCUCGAAAACGUGGCGUGUACAUUCCAUAUUCACCGACGUGAAGCUCAAUAAGAAGGUGAUAAAGGACUACCAAUUGUUCAUGGUAGUCGGGAUACUGUUGGCUGUCGAUCUCACGAUCAUGACGACGUGGCAAGUGGCUGAUCCGUUUUAUCGAGCGAUUAAACAAAUGGAGCCCUAUCAUCACCCUUCCAGCGAGGAUAUAAUAAUCAUCCCGGAAAACGAGUAUUGUCAGAGCAAUCAAAUGAAUAUUUAUCUGUUUUGCAUAUAUGCAUACAAAGGCCUUUUAAUGAUAUUCGGUGCCUUUCUGGCAUGGGAAACGCGGCACGUUAGUAUACCGGCAUUAAAUGACAGUAAAUACGUGGGGAUGAGCGUGUACAACGUUGUUAUAAUGUGCGUCACCGGUGCGGCUAUAAGUUUCGUGCUGACUGACAAACAGGACGCUAUGUUCAUAAUGUUGGCGGUGUUCAUUAUAUUUUGUAGUACAGCCACUCUUUUUCUGGUUUUUAUUCCUAAGAUAAUAGAGUUACGCAGGAAUCCACAGGGGGUGAUAAAUAAGCGGACCAGGGCGACUUUGAGGCCGAUGUUGAAAAUACGAAGGGACUCGACCGUCAGCGAGCUCGAUGAGCGUUUGAAGGAGGCGAAACUGACGAAUAAAAAAUUCCGGAAGCAAUUGCUGCAAAAGGAUUCCGAGCUUCAGGGAUUUUUAAGGAGAAUGGGCGAGGAGGUUGAGAGCGAAACGCAAGAGGCGGUCGACACGUUGCCGGUCCCGAAACCGGAAGAGGCCGUUAAGAGGGAAGGACCGUCGAUAACUACAGAGACGACCGAUGUUUCAAUGUCCAUGUGUAGCUUGAACUCGUCAACCGUUUCGCAACCAGAGGGUGAUUACGUCAAUGUAGAACAAGUUGCAAAGAAAAGGCAAUCCCUUUCGAAGGCCACGUCAAUCAUCAUCGACAGUGAAAGAAUGGCUAUGAGCCAGGCGAUCGAGGAGAGCUCUUCCCCGGGCGGCGAAGGCCGGGUGGCGUUUGACGCGACGCCGCCGUCGCUAUCGUUAAUAACGACGACGACGAUGGCAACGGCGCUAACGACGACGAUGACGGCGCACACGACGCAUACGACGCAUACGACGCAUACGACGAAGCAUACGUGCGGCUUGGACGCGUUGCGGCGCAAGAGCGUGCCCGACGAGGUGCCCAGAGACGGCGGCGGCGAGCAGCCGUUGUCGAAGCGGCACAGGAGUCCGGAGCCGCUGCCGAGCGACGUCACCGUGGCCACGCGCUAUGGCUUCGUGCCGCCGGUCGUCGAGGAGAGCGACUCCGUGAUCCUGGAGCAGACCGAGAUCGCGAGGCACGUGUGUCGCGUGAGAAGGAGGAGCAGGGACGAGCGUAGGGCGAAACUGUCGACGCCGCCGCCAACCAAGAACGUCUCCUUCGGCGAGCUCCACGAGCAGAGCUACAUCGAGCACGUGAUGCCGUUUUCGUUGCAAUACGUGCCGAAUCACCAGCACGCCGGGAGGUACGACGAGUCGAUCAUUCAGCGUUCCAUGUCGGAGCGCACGCGGGAGAAGUGCCUGCGGCUGCACAUCGGUGGUGGUCACCCCAUAGUCGAGUGCUCGCACCGCGUCGCGCGUCGCAUGUGCCGGCACGCGGGCUCGAAGUUGCGCCAUCAGGCGAGGCUGGAGUACGUGCAGAGCACCCCGAACGUGGCGACGAUGCACAACGGCAAGCACGUCGCGGCGAACUCGCGCGAUGGAAGCGGCGACGUGAACGGUGGUUCCGCGGUGAACGUGUCGAAGAUGUACAGCGCCGUGUCGGAUGGUGAACUGCUGGAUCUGACGAUUCUGCCGAUCUUUCAGAAGCUCCUCACCGAGCGGCACAAGAGCACUGCCAGGCGGGGCUAUCGCUCGAACAUAGCUAGUUGCCCGAAUAUCUCCAUCAAGUGCGACAUCGUCGAGUAUCUCUAACGGCCAAGCCGGCGGGCGAAACCUGAAUGCUUUCACCUCACCGCACGUGCGCGCGCGAAAUCACGCGUCGUCUCUCGUCUAACUCGGACGACUUCGCGGGGGAGGACGAGCGAUCGUGCAGGGCGUGCUCAGAGAUCGGCUGUCACUAACAAUAAGUUAAUUAGCUUAAUCUCGCGUCAGUCGCCGCGAGCGUCUUUCGAAUUGUUGCGACCCCGAGCGAGCGAAACGUUGCUCGCGCUAACCAGCAACGUUAUUAAAUCGAAUUCGUAUUUCAGACGGUUUUUAUCGCUCACGUUGAUUUAUUUAUAAGAAUGACGAUGGACUUGGAAAUACCGCUAUCGCGCAUCCACUGCAGCCGGGUUAAUUAAUUAUUCGUUCCGUCUCUCUCGCGUCCUCGGCACUCGACGUAUAUAGAUCACGGUAAAGCGCGGACGAGGACAGGACAAAAAAAAGAAGAAAAUUGGGAUAACGCAACGCUCUAGUAAUAAUAACCCUCGAACUAUCGUAAUAUCGCUCUCUCAUCGAGAUUAGGGGAAAGACCGUUGAAUAAAAGGUAAGACUUUUUCUAUAUAACAACAUACGAGAGAUAUUUUCUAAAGACGUCGAUUAUUUAAGCAUAAUGUAGGAGGUGAAGCGUAGAGGAAGAAAAUAAAGAGAGGAAAAAAA
Monomorium pharaonis (pharaoh ant) is the source of this 4475-nucleotide messenger RNA. RefSeq names its product gamma-aminobutyric acid type B receptor subunit 2 (gene GABA-B-R2). The record is from RefSeq and is a predicted model, not a curated record. Gene Ontology annotation, biological process: G protein-coupled receptor signaling pathway; gamma-aminobutyric acid signaling pathway. Lineage: Eukaryota; Metazoa; Arthropoda; Insecta; Hymenoptera; Formicidae. The coding region runs from base 27 to 3809 and encodes 1260 amino acids. Gene Ontology annotation, molecular function: G protein-coupled GABA receptor activity. Gene Ontology annotation, cellular component: G protein-coupled receptor heterodimeric complex; membrane. The transcript is spliced from 17 exons.